CAAAGUUAGGCUCGAGUCCUGCCCUGCUGGAUCUCCUGCUGCGUCUCUGACCUGGAGGAAAUGCUGUCCUUCCGGGACGUGGCCAUUGAGUUCUCUCCGGAAGAGAGGGAAUGCCUGGAGCCUGCUCAGUGGAAUCUGUACAGGGAUGUGAUGUUGGAGAAUUACAGCCACCUUGAUUUCCUGGGUCUUGCUGUCCCUAAGCCACACCUGGUGACAUUUCUGGAACAAAGACAAGAACCUUCAGGUGUGAAGAGACAAGCAGCAGCCACCGUGCACCCAGGAACAACAACCAAUGAUUAUAAUGUUUACAACAAGGCCAUUGAUUAUAGCUCACUAAGUGUUCAACCACAGAGACUUCAUACAAGAAAGAAAACUUACAAGUGUGAGGAAUGUGGUAAGGCCCUUAGUUCUUACAAAACACUUUCCAUACAUCAGAGACUUCAUACAGGAGAAAAACCCUACAAGUGUAAAGAAUGUCAUAAGGCCUUCAAUACAGGCUCAUCACUUUUUAUACACCAGAAAAACCAUACUAAUGAAAAAAAAUACAAGUGUGAAGAAUGUGGUAAAUCAUUUUACUAUCCUUCAAUGCUGAAGCAACAUCAAAGAAUUCAUUCCAGAGAGAAACCCUACAAGUGUGAAGAGUGUGACAGGUGUUUUUCCUCACCUUCAUACCUUAGACAACAUGAAGCCAUUCAUACUGGAAAGGGACCAUACAAGUGUGAAGAAUGUCACAAAGCCUUUCAUUUUUAUUCAUCCCUGAAGAAUCACAAGGGAGUGCAUAGUGAAGAGAUGCUGUCCCAGUGUAAACUGAGCGGGAAAGGAUUUACUAAGCCUGCUUUCCUCAUUGCGAGCAAGUCAGCCCAUACUGCCCAGAAAGCCCACCGGUGUGAAGAGUGUGGCAAGUUUUUUGCAUCAUCUUCAUCACUUAGAAAACAUCAAACGAUUCACUCUGAAGACAAUCCCUACAAGUGCGAAGAGUGUGGGAAAAGGUUUUCCUCCUGUGCACACCUUCAACAACAUCAGACAGUCCAUACUGGAAAGAAGCCAUACAAGUGUGAGGAGUGUGGCAAAUGUUUUGGUUUAACUUCAUCCCUUAAACGACAUCAACUUAUCCAUUCUGAAGACAGUCCCUACAAGUGUGCAGAGUGUGGCAAAAGUCUUUCCACUUUUAAAAACCUUCAAGAACAUCAGAUAAUGCAUUCUGGAGUGAAAUCAUACAAGUGUGAGGAGUGUGGCAAAUGUUUUUACUUACCUUCAUCCCUUCGGCGACAUCUAACAAUUCACUGUGAAGACAAUCCCUACAAGUGUGAAGAGUGUGGCAGGUGUUUUUACUCAGCUGUACCCCUUAGACGACAUCAAACAAUCCAUUCUGAAGACAAUCCUUAUACAUGUAUAGACUGUGGCAAACGGUUUUCCUAUUCUAGGGAUCUUCAGGAACAUCAAACAAUUCAUACUGGAGAGAAACCAUACAAGUGUGAGGAAUGUCACAAAGCCUUUCAUUAUCACUCAUCCCUUAGGAAACACAAGAAAGUUCAUACUGGAGAGAAACCCUAGCAGUAUGAAGAGUUGGACAGAUGUUUUUCCUCAUCUUCAUACCUUAGACAACAUUAAAAAAGAAGAAGAUUCAUUCUGAAGACAAUCCCUAAAAAGUGUGGGGAAUAUGGCAAAAACUUUAUUAAUCUUUCUAUCCUUAUUCAACACGUGAUAUAGUCCAUACAGGAGGGAAAUCCUACAAAUGUCUUAAAAAGUUUACUUCUUCAACCCUUAAAACACAUCAAAUGAUUGAUUCUGACUACAAACUCUGUGAGUGAGUGAACUGUGGUAAAUCUUUGCCAAAAAUUCAAAUCUUAUCCAACUCAAAUGAAUCCAUAGUGGAGACUAUUAAGAUAAUGAUUUUGGAAUGUCAAUAUGAACAUCUAACUUACAACAGCACAAAUGCUAACAAUGUCAUCAAAGGGGCAGGGCAGUGGUGGCUCACACCUUUAAUUCCAGCACUCGGGAGGUAGAGGCAGGUGGAUCUCUGUGAGUUCAAGGCCAGCCUGGUCUACAAGAGCUAGUUCCAGGACAGACUCCAAAGCCACAGAGAAACCUUGC
Phodopus roborovskii (desert hamster) is the source of this 2094-nucleotide messenger RNA. Its product is annotated as zinc finger protein 58-like. Bases 61 to 1554 code for a protein of 497 amino acids. Gene Ontology annotation, biological process: regulation of cytokine production; negative regulation of transcription by RNA polymerase II; regulation of immune system process. The transcript has 4 exons. NCBI's taxonomy places the organism in Eukaryota, Metazoa, Chordata, Mammalia, Rodentia, Cricetidae. The record is from RefSeq and is a predicted model, not a curated record.